This is a messenger RNA of Branchiostoma floridae (Florida lancelet), 2801 nucleotides long. RefSeq names its product cytochrome P450 2J6-like. The transcript has 4 exons. Gene Ontology annotation, cellular component: intracellular membrane-bounded organelle; cytoplasm. Gene Ontology annotation, biological process: xenobiotic metabolic process. The coding region runs from base 304 to 1857 and encodes 517 amino acids. The record is from RefSeq and is a predicted model, not a curated record. NCBI's taxonomy places the organism in Eukaryota, Metazoa, Chordata, Leptocardii, Amphioxiformes, Branchiostomatidae. Gene Ontology annotation, molecular function: iron ion binding; heme binding; oxidoreductase activity, acting on paired donors, with incorporation or reduction of molecular oxygen, reduced flavin or flavoprotein as one donor, and incorporation of one atom of oxygen.
GUUGUCUGACGGAGGUGUCAAUCACAGGAAGUCCCGCCCAUUCCCACAUGGGGUUCUCGUUGGAGGAACCCUCGUCAUUUUUUGUCCUCAAGGUCAAGGAAGUUACCAUUAGGCAUUCACACAGACACGCUGUUCCGAUUACCUCCCUGUCACCCCCGCUCCUACCCUAAAUGCUAUGAUAUAAACACUCCCAUCUAACUGGGGGGUGAAGAACAACAAAAGCUGUUGCGCAAGUACGUACAUAUAAAGGGACGUGUUCUCGUCCCGUGAGUUCAUUCAUACCUGAGCCUACGACGCACCAACAUGACCGAAGCGAUCCUCGACACAGCGGCGGCGGCCGUGGCCUCUCCAACCGAGAACGUCCAGACGUUUCUCGUGCUCAUGUUGGGCCUCCUGGCGGGGUACCUGCUCUGGCGGCGGGUGAACCCGCCCAACCUGCCGCCGGGCCCGUGGGGCCUCCCCGGGCUCGGCGCCAUCCCGUUCCUCGGGCUGGCCCCGCACGAGACCCUGAUGACCAUGUCCAAAGCGUACGGUGACAUCAUGAGCGUGCGUCUCGGGCCGAAGCUUGCCGUGGUGCUGAACGGACAGAGAGCCAUCCACCAGGCACUCAUCAAGCGGGCGGGGGUCUUCUCCGACAGGCCGGGCUUUGAGCUGGUCAACAUGGUCCAUAAGGGACGAGGAAUCAUUGCCGGCCCCAGUACAGACUUCGUCCAGCGGCAGCGCCGGUUUCUGAUGCGAUCUUUCCGCACGCUGGGUCUGAACACACACAACAUCGAGAACUGUCUCCAGGCUGAGGUGCAAACUCUGAUGACGACUCUCAAGCAAGUCCAGGGCAACUCUGGAGAGGUGUAUGACGUCAUCAACCGAAGUGUUGUCAACGCUAUCGCGGUCUUCUCAUUCGGCAACAGGUUCAAUCACAACGACCCGAAGUUCCACCGCCUGGUCUCCUGCUUGGAAGGCGUGUUCCGCUUCUCCUCCACCGGUGUGGGACUGAUGACGCAAGCCUUCCCCGUCCUGCUCAAGUUCCCCCGCGGCCUGCCCGGCCUCAGCCAGUUCCUCGAAGACGGCGACAACUUCCUCAGCAUCAUCCGCGACAUCGUCAAGUCAAGACGACAAGUCUUCGCAGAGAUUCUCCAGAAGGACCCGACCCUCGACGACUUCAAGCCGUCCGACAUCUUGGACUGCUACUUCCAGGAGACCACGCGCGGGCAGGCCUGGUUCAUGAGCGACGAGGACUUCUGCCACAUGAUCAUGGACAACUACAUCGCAGGCACCACCACCACGAGACUCACCAUGCAGUGGGCGAUGCUCCUCCUCACCAUCUCCCCGAGAGAGCAGACGAAGAUGCACGACGAGAUAGUGUCAGUCGUCGGGACCGACCGACUGCCCUCGCUGAAAGACAAGGACAACCUCCCCUACACCAAGGCCGCCAUCUUUGAACUGCUGCGCAUCUCCUGCGUCACUCCGCUCUCCCUCCCGAGAGAGGCCGCCGAUGACGUCAUCAUCGACGGGCACCGGAUACCGAAAGGCACGAUGGUCAUGACGAACCUGUGGUCGGUGACGAAUGACCCGGAUGUGUGGGAGGACCCGCGGACGUUCAAGCCAGAGAGGUUCCUGAACGAACAGGGAGAGUGCGUCCUACCCAAGGAGUGGCUGCCGUUCUCCACAGGAAAGCGGUCGUGCAUAGGACAGGCCAUCGCAGAAAGCAUGAUGUUCAUGUACAUCUCGGCCAUCGUACAAAACUACCGGAUCUACCUCCCCGCCGGGAAAACCGUCCCCACAGCGGAGCCCAUCCCGGCCAUGCAUCUCCAUCCUCAGCCGUGUGAAAUUAGCUUUGCCAAAUAUCCUCCUUGUUAGUCUGGUUUUAAGGACAUUUUAAACAUUGUGGUAGAAUUGUGCCCCCUGGCGGAAUUGUGGGGAAUUUCACCACCCUUCCCAGACUGCACUGCGUUUCCGGGUGGUGGAGAGGAACUGACUUUUUGAACAUUUCACAAUCGUUGAUGUUUGCCAUAAAAUUUGUUUGCAAAGUUGGUAAAGUCUUGUGUUGAACUGUUUUGUUCCUUUACUAUGUGAUAUUACUACAAUUGUAAAAUGUAAGUUGCCAAGAAUUGUUUAUGUAUUUGAAAUGGCUUGAUGUCAAAUGAUUCAGCUGUGAGCUAUAGUGACACUUCAUAUUGUAUUUCAGAUAUGUACAGUGAAUUCGAAGUAUUUCUCACUAACGACUUUAUGUAAUUUUGUCGAUCUUUAACUUAAUAUAUAUGCUUCAUAUUUACUACGUAAAUUACGUAAGUACAUUUGUACUGGAAAACGUGUUAUUAUGGACUCUUGUUUAGUUUCCUUCGGUACGUUCUGAAGAGUAAAUAAUCAGAACGCAGUUCUAGUAUACUAUUGUGUAUGAUUAUUUAUAUUGUAAUUGAAGGACGUCGACAUCAACAAGGCUCAUUUUACACAGGGUUUCUGUGCGUUUUGUCACUUUAUGAUGAAUGUUUGUUGAAUUCGUGAAAACAAGAUAGCUGAAGUUGACCAUUUUAUUGCAUUUUUCAUAUGCUUGCCGUCCCGUUCUGAAGAUGUCUUGACAAUUCGUCAUGAAUAUUAUUCAUUGUAGAACUGCAUAUUAUUCAUUGUAAAAAAAAUGCAGUGUUUGAGCUGGUUUGUAUGGCACUGUACUCUGAAUAUUUUGUACAUGACAUCCUGCGUGGCAGGCGCAGAGACUUUGAUAUGUGCGGGACCAUGUCACUAAUGUAUAUAUUGAAGAGCAUUGGAAUGCUUCUAUGUACUGGAAUAAACUAAGUCGAAUUGAA